AUGUCCGGUCUACUAGGCCUUGCCUACGACUCUAGCGACGAUGAAAUUGCGCCCGCAAACCCCAUAUCAGCACUUCCCAAGCCUGUGAAGGCUGCCCCAGAUGUAUCAAUAGAGGUUUGGUCUCUACUUUUAGUACGAAGCCUUGGUCGGUCUGACGUUGACCAGGACUCGUCGCAAUUGCAAAUAGCACUUGCGAAUCCUUCGAGUACCACCUUGGCAUAUAAUGUCACCUACGACAACCUCGCUCGACCUACAGAGGGUCCAAUAAAUCCAUUCAAAUCCACCUCUGGAAAUGCAUUGAAACGCAAGAAUGUCCUGACGGGCAACGCUGAAGAGACCACCAUGUCGGAGGCCACGUUCAAGACGCAGCAUAGGACUUUCCAAAGUCUGGGUUACACGAAAGAUCCCAGCGUCAAUGGCGCAUUCGUGGGGGAUCAAGCUGCGAUUGCGAAGUAUGGUGGACGGGAUGUUGUCCAACUACGACACUCCAAAGGGGAUAGUGCAGCCAUUCGAGCGAAGCGGCAAAAGAAGGGUGAUAGCAGCGUCGUCGAUGGCGAAGGAGCAUAUCUAGGACCCUGGGCGAAGUAUACAAGUGACGACGUCGCAUACGAGCAGGCAGAAGCUGCUGCGGAUCAGGAACUCGCCUCGGAUGAAGAGUGGGUGGAGGAAGGUAUAGUGCCUACUCCAUUGCCCGCACCGCCAAAGGAAGCAACCGGAUAUGGAGAAGACUCUACCGUUACAGAAACCACGCAGUUCCAUGGCGCCUCAGAGUUCGAUUACCAAGGGCGAACCUAUAUGCAUGUUCCUCAAGAUCUCGACAUCGACCUUCACAAGGAACCAGGGUCACAACAAAACUAUGUGCCCAAGAAACUUAUACAUGUCUACAAAUAUCACACCAAGCCCAUUACUUCCCUCCGCUUCAUUCCACGAUCAUCACAUCUUCUGUUAUCAUCUGCCGCUGAUGGCAAAAUUGCUUUGUGGGAUGCCCACCAUGACAGGGCGCUGCUAAGGACGUUCUCCGGCCACAGCAAAUCCGUCACUGACACUGAUUUCCAUCCUACUGGACGCACAUUCCUUUCCGCAUCUUAUGACCGCCAAAUGAAAUUGUGGGAUACGGAAACAGGAAAAUGUCUAUCACGCUUUACCACUGGGAAAACACCCCACACGCUUCGUUUCCAUCCAGAAGGCAAUGAGUUUAUUGCAGGCAUGUCGGACAAAAAGAUUGUUCAGUUUGAUACCCGGAAUGGAGAGUUGACCCAGGAAUAUGACCAUCAUCUGGGCCCAAUCAACACAUUGACCUUUGUGGACGAGGGAAGAAGGUUCAUUUCCACCUCGGACGACAAGUCUCUAAGAGCGUGGGAAUUUGGAAUCCCCGUGCCUAUCAAAUUCAUCGCCGAUCCAUCCAUGUACGCCCUCGUCCGCUCAGCACCACACCCUAGUGGGAAAUAUGUUGCCUUCCAGAGCGCCGAUAACCAGAUUGUUGUUUACGCUGCAGGUGACAAGUUCCGACAGAAUCGUAAGAAGGGAUUCCGUGGCAUGAAUACUUCAGGGUAUGCUAUCGAUGUGGCCAUUAGUCCAGAUGGAGGUAUCAUUGCAUCCGGCGAUACCGGGGGAUUUGUGUGCUUCUGGGACUGGAAGACCGGUAAAAUGUGGCACAAGGUUCAAGCUGGAGGAGAAGGAUCUGGUGCCGUUACAUGCGUUGCCUGGCACGGCCAAGAGACAAGUAAAGUUGCUACUGGUGGCCUUGACGGCAUCAUCAGAUACUGGGAUUGA
Molecule: messenger RNA, 1773 nt
Organism: Exophiala aquamarina CBS 119918
Lineage: Eukaryota; Fungi; Ascomycota; Eurotiomycetes; Chaetothyriales; Herpotrichiellaceae
Exons: 1
Coding region: 1-1773 (590 amino acids)
Biological process (GO): mRNA splicing, via spliceosome
Cellular component (GO): catalytic step 2 spliceosome
Molecular function (GO): mRNA binding; protein binding
Source: RefSeq, a predicted model, not a curated record